Messenger RNA from Macaca mulatta (Rhesus monkey), 1282 nucleotides. It is a transcript of the gene APIP, whose product is annotated as APAF1 interacting protein. Gene Ontology annotation, molecular function: metal ion binding; methylthioribulose 1-phosphate dehydratase activity. Lineage: Eukaryota; Metazoa; Chordata; Mammalia; Primates; Cercopithecidae. Gene Ontology annotation, cellular component: cytoplasm. The record is from RefSeq and is a predicted model, not a curated record.
GGCCACGCCUCCCGGGCAGUCAGGUGCGCUGCUGGAUAGCCCAGCCGGAGGGGCCUUACCAGACCCCGCCCACCCUGUUCGCCCCGCCCCCGGGCUGCCCUCAGCGCCGCCUGAUUGCAUUUGCGGCCUUGCUGCCUCAACCUAGGCUGAGCGCCGCGAGUAAAGUGGUGCGGAGAUUGGAGGCCGCGUGGGUCCCUGGUCUAGGCCAUGUCUGGCUGUGACGCUCGGGAGGGAGACUGUUGUUCCCGGAGAUGCGGCGCGCAGGACAAGGAGCAUCCAAGAUACCUGAUCCCAGAACUUUGCAAACAGUUUUACCAUUUGGGCUGGGUCACUGGGACUGGAGGAGGAAUUAGCUUGAAGCAUGGCGAUGAAAUCUACAUUGCUCCUUCAGGAGUGCAAAAGGAACGAAUUCAGCCUGAAGACAUGUUCGUUUGUGAUAUAAAUGAAAAGGACAUAAGUGGACCUUUGCCAUCUAAGAAGCUAAAAAAAAGCCAGUGUACUCCUCUUUUCAUGAAUGCUUACACAAUGAGAGGAGCAGGUGCAGUGAUUCAUACCCACUCUAAAGCUGCUGUGAUGGCCACCCUUCUCUUUCCAGGACGGGAGUUUAAAAUUACACAUCAAGAGAUGAUAAAAGGAAUAAAGAAAUGUACUUCCGGAGGAUAUUAUAGAUAUGAUGAUAUGUUAGUGGUACCCAUUAUUGAGAAUACACCUGAGGAGAAAGACCUCAAAGAUCGAAUGGCUCAUGCAAUGAAUGAAUACCCAGACUCCUGUGCAGUACUGGUCAGACGUCAUGGAGUAUAUGUGUGGGGGGAAACAUGGGAGAAAGCCAAAACCAUGUGUGAGUGUUAUGACUAUUUAUUUGAUAUUGCCAUAUCAAUGAAGAAAGUAGGACUUGAUCCUUCACAGCUCCCAGUUGGAGAAAAUGGAAUUGUCUAAGCCGAAAGGAAGUCUAAUUAUAUACAGAGAUAAAGCUCAACAUAAUUAUUAUUUAAAUAAAAGCUAUUUUUUUUAAUGAAUUGAAAUUUUUCAUGAUGCUACUAAUUUGCCACUAAAUACUGCAAAUGGUCACCCUGAAUCUCUUCUGACAUUGGAUGUUAUUUGCUUAUAUUCUUAUAAUUUUAAAUGAGGGGACAGUGAAAUGACAAUUUUAUACUCUAUGUUUUUAUUUUUAAAUCCUUAGCAGCAAAAUAUUUGCCUUUAAUUUCUUUUUUAUAUAUACUCUCAGAAAAUUCCUCUUAAUUUUUAAAGAUGCUGGUGAUAAUAAAAUUCAUUGGAAAAUUUC